Molecule: messenger RNA, 1977 nt
Organism: Paecilomyces variotii
Lineage: Eukaryota; Fungi; Ascomycota; Eurotiomycetes; Eurotiales; Thermoascaceae
Exons: 2
Coding region: 145-1962 (605 amino acids)
Source: RefSeq, a predicted model, not a curated record
ACGGCUCCCGUCGAGGGUCUUUAUCCAUUCCACCCGGCGCGAUUCUCCAUCUUCCUUACCAUUCCUUUUCCAAGAUUCUAGCUUUGUGUUUUUGGAAGAGGAAAUUAUUAUUGUCUUUGCUUUUGUGUGUCUCCUGCCCUGACGAUGUCGUACUACUACGACGAUCGCCGUUAUCGCUCCAACCGCGAUAGAUAUCGUCCCACCGGCUACGUCGAGGAAACCUAUGUUGACUCCCGCGGCGGGGACAAUGGCCGCAUGGAGCUUGUCCGUCGUUACGACGACAGCGACGAUGAAGUCAUUGAAGAGGUCCAGCGAGACUUUCCUCCCGGGGAGUACAGCUAUGGUAUACCAAGACGUAGUAAGACCACGACCGUCCGGGAAGGUGUUCGUCGAGCACGUUCCGUGGGCGGCCAGGAUCCUUAUUAUGGUGGGGGAUACUAUCGACGGGGUGGCCAUCGGCGACCGAGGGGCUAUGACGACAGACGAGACCGCCGCUCGAAGUAUUCGUCUUCAUCUCGCAGUCCAUCACCACGCCCAAGACGUCGCAAGUCCUUUAGUGAACAGGCUCUCGGUGCGCUGGGUCUAGGGGGUGUUCUUGGAGCCGCUGCUGGCAAGAAUCGUGAUGAUGAUCGUGGCCGCCCGCGUCGAGAGCGUCGUCGUCAUCGUCGCUCGUACUCAUACUCUUCCUCUCCGUCCCGUAGUCGAAGCAGGCACCGCGACAAGAGUGAAGGGCGGAUUGCUCAGGCGGUCAAGACAGCAAUUACUGCUGGCGCGGCUGAAGCAUUCCGUCUUCGCAAGGAGCCUGGCCCAUGGAAUGGAGAGAAGGGGAGACGAGUUCUGACGGCCGCUAUCGCCGCGAGCGGUGUCGAUGGUCUCAUUGACCGUGACCCAAAAAAGCACACUAAACGUCACAUCAUUGAAGCUACUCUUGCUGGUUUGGCUGCCAACCACCUCCUGAAUGGCCCGGCUUCCAGAUCUCAGUCACGGAAGCGCGGUGGCUCCCGGGGACGGUCUCAAAGCCGUGGCGGCAUUAAAGACAUAGCAUCUGCUGGUGUCUUGGCUGCAGCGGGUAAAGAGAUCUAUGACCGCGUACGUUCCAAGUCUCGGGGACGUCAUCGGUCGAGCUCGCGCGACGGUUAUGACAGCGGUGAUGAAAGCCCUCCCCGAGAUCGCCGUUCAAGGAAGCGCAGCCGGAGCGUGACCGACUAUAUUAGCAAAGGACUUGGGGCGCUUGGGCUGGAUGACGGCGGACAUACUUCGGACAGGAAGAGUCGUCGCGGGCGGUCAUUGGAACGGUACUCGGAUGAAGACUCCUACGACGACUAUUCAUCCGAGGACGAUUACCGCUCGCGACGUGAUGGAGAUAGGAAUCGAGAAGUAGGUCGACUCCGUGCCCCAACCGACAGCACCAGCCUCUCCACCAGGACUGGAGGCCCUGGCAGGGAAGGCCAUGGCUCAAACGGUGGUGGUGGCGGCGGUAGUAAUUCUAGCUCCGACUGUGAUUCUGACCUCGGCUCCAGUUCCGACGAAAAGCGCAUGCGUAAAAAGAUGCGCCGCAAUGAAUUUCUAACUGCAGGUUUGGCGACAGUGGCCACGAUCCAUGCUGCACACAACGUGGUGAAGAGUAUCGAAAAGCGGAAGAAGAGACAGGAGCAAUUGAAGGAAGGGAAGAUUACGCCUGAAGAGGCACGCAAGCGAAAGCAGAAGGCGUUGUUGGGAGACGCAGCGAGUAUAGGGUUGGCAGCACUAGGUAUUAAGGGUGCAAUUUCCGAAUGGAAGGAGGCCAAGGAGAAGCGUGAGGAAGCGCAUAAAUUCAUGCAUGAAUGUGAAGAGCGCCGACGCAAGAGGGAGGCGCGCCGUACGAGGAGCCACAGUGCGAGUUAUCCUUCGCGACGCCAUGGGUCUGAGUACUCAGAUGCCAAUCCGUACUCGUCAAGAGCAUGGUCAGACGACGGAUACUGAUGAGCUACGGCUAGU